GUACCUCUCGGGAGACACGAGAGAGAAGAAUUUUCGUGCGACAUUGCGACAUGUUGACCUAAGUGCCUUUCUAUUUUGUUUAUUUUGGAGUUUCUUCCCCUUCCACCCUCUUUUUUUACCCUUAUUAGCCAUGACUCAUUAUUACCCGAUAAAUGACCGCGAAGACACUCGACCACCAGAGAUGGCUAUCACAGAAGGCGACUCGGAAAAAGUUUCCUUGAUUCGUGACGGGAGCCCAGCGAGCCAAGGCAAAGAAGGAGAAAAGAUGACAUUGUAUGUGUACAUGCUGACAUUUUUCGCAGCCAUUGGAGGCUUUCUAUUUGGAUAUGACACCGGCGUGGUAUCCGGAGCUAUGAUUCUCAUCUCUGAAGUGUUUCACUUGUCGGAUUUUUGGCACGAGUUGAUUGUGAGUGGGACUAUUGGUACAGCGAUAGUAGGCGCUGUACUUGGAGGAAUUUUAAAUGAUUCGCUCGGACGAAAACCUGUGCUUGUAUUGUGCUCUGGAGUGUUUACUGCUGGUGCGGUGGUGAUGGGAGUUGCAGGCACAAAACAUGUGCUUCUUGUGGGCAGAUUAGUUAUUGGUCUCGGUAUAGGUGGGGCCUCAAUGACUGUGCCAAUUUAUGUAGCUGAAGCCGCACCAUCAUCAAUGAGGGGAAAACUUGUCACCCUUAACAACUUAUUUAUUACUGGCGGCCAAUUUAUUGCAUCUGUAGUGGAUGGGAUAUUUGCAUAUGAUAGACAGAAUGGAUGGAGAUUCAUGCUUGGCCUAGCUGCUGUUCCGUCCAUCAUCAUGUUCUUUGGGUGUGUUAUUCUUCCUGAGAGCCCCCGAUGGUUGAUAAGCAAGUGCAAAUAUGCAGAGGCCAGAGCCGCUUUGUGUAAAAUAAGGGGUAGAACUGAUGUAGACAGGGAACUAGAGGCUGUGAGAAGGACCUGUAAGGUGGAACGAAAAGAGAGAAGUGGUCAGGUCCUGAUUCGCAUCUUGAGAUUUCCAAACACAAGACGUGCUCUGUUAGUUGGCUGCAUGUUGCAGGCUAUUCAGCAACUUUGUGGCAUCAACACAGUCAUGUACUACAGUGCGACUAUUAUUUUGAUGUCUGGGAUUGGCAACAGCAAGACAUCAAUCUGGCUUGCAGCUGCAAUAGCAUUUGGAAAUACACUCUUCACCAUUGUUGGUAUCUUCCUGGUGGAGAGAAUUGGUCGUCGGAAGCUUCUCCUUGGUAGCCUUGCUGGUGUGAUCUUGAGCCUGUUUUUGCUUGGUGGAGCAUUUUACCUGGCAAUGCAACACAACCCUAAGGUCUCGACUGCAGAGACAAUUAAUCCUGUUUUCACUCAUUGUACCAAUCAAACCACAUGUAUGGACUGUGUUAAUGUGAGAAAUUGUGGUUACUGUUAUAGUACAGAUAGUGAUGGCAGCAUCUUACAGGGUUCUUGUGUCUAUGCCAACACUUCAACCACCAAAGCCUGGUAUGGGAGAUGCCACACCCAGUCAUCGCAAUACUCAUGGAGAUAUAUUGCUUGCCCAUCAAAGUAUGCAUGGAUGGCAUUUCUUGGACUUGUAAUUUACAUUGCAACAUUUGCUCCUGGGAUGGGUCCUAUGCCUUGGACUCUAAACUCAGAAAUGUACCCCUUGUGGGCACGAAGCACUGGGAAUGCUUGCUCAACAGCAGUAAAUUGGAUUUGUAAUCUGGUAAUCUCUAUGACAUUCCUCAGCCUUAUGGGCUGGAUCACUAGACCAGGAGCAUUUUGGCUUUAUGGUUGUAUUGCAGUCGCUGGGUGGGUCUUCUUUUUUGUUUUUGUGCCAGAAACUAAAGGGAAAACGCUGGAGGAACUCGACUCACUCUUUGUGAGUAGAUCUGAGGAACACCAGGCAAUGGAUCAAUGAUGUUAUACCACCAUGGGGCCUUGGUGAUUUCAGCAGAAAUAGAGACUGAGUGAGGAGUAUGGUCGUGCCAUACUCUUCGCUCAAUGCUCACUUCUGUCACCUCGUCUCUAUUUCUGCUGAAACUUUACAAAAACACUUUCUGCCCAGUGUAAUUGGGGGAUGCAGUGUAGGUUUGGUACAUUGCUGGCACAUUGUUUGACCACAAGGGCCAUGUAGUGUUUUAAUUUCAUUAGAAUUAUGUUAUUUAGAAUAGUUUCAUGGGUACAAUCUGUGUUCUUAUUAACAGGGUUCUUCUUUUCUUGGAACCAAUCGCCUUAUUCAUUCGUCACUUUAAUGUGUAAAUGGUACAUUUUAUGAUAGGUUAUUUUGUUUUGUGAAUCAAAAUACGAUUUUUUUCAUUUGUUUUAGUUCAGUUAUAGGAACAAUACCAGGUUUAUUUACAUAAAUAGUUCACGCUAAAACAAUCUACUUUAAUUAUUGUUUAUUUCAUUUAAUUUAAAGACUAAGUGAAGUUAUAAAAAAUGUUGGAGGUUU
Messenger RNA from Nematostella vectensis (starlet sea anemone), 2416 nucleotides. RefSeq names its product proton myo-inositol cotransporter. The coding region runs from base 131 to 1882 and encodes 583 amino acids. Gene Ontology annotation, molecular function: myo-inositol:proton symporter activity. Gene Ontology annotation, cellular component: membrane. The record is from RefSeq and is a predicted model, not a curated record. The transcript has 5 exons. Gene Ontology annotation, biological process: transmembrane transport. Lineage: Eukaryota; Metazoa; Cnidaria; Anthozoa; Actiniaria; Edwardsiidae.